GACAAGUAAAGACGGGCCAGUUUUGUUGGAGCCAACGGUGCACGCUCCUUCCAAGGAGCUGAUCAGAGAACAGUAUCCUCGUUUCAAACUGGGCUCCAUAAAGUUUGUCGCCUGUAGGAUAGCAGCAGCAGAGAGAGAGAGAGAGAGGGAGAGAGAGAGAAAGAGAGGGGGAGAGAGAUGGCUUCUCUGGCGCCGCUUUGUUAUCUUGCUUGCUUCUUCUUUCUCUGCGCAUCCUUCGGGGCAGCAAAUGGGAUGUACAGUAGGGUUGGUGCGGCGGCGGAAGAGGAGGGCAGGAGGUCACGGCUGCACACCGACGGUAGCCGCGGCGCCGCGCACGCGUGGCCUGGGUACCUCUACACCCGAGCAGUUGGGAGAUGCACACCCCGAUUCUGGAGCAGUGGAGUCGAGCCAUGGCCCAACAUCGUCCCUCAGGAAGCGGCAGUGUGGAAGGUGUUCGGUUCCAGGUCCGUUGAGAGGUACGGGCCACGCCUUACCCUGCUUGAGGCCACCAUGAGGACCGAUGACAUUGGCGGCAGCGCAUUUAUCAAGCUCGUGAAGCAAGGAAGCGCCGCCCUCCUCAACGCCUACACGAGGAGAGGUUUCCCUUUCGAUUCCUGGGAGGUGAAGGCGCUGCUGCUGGAGGCGCUCGUGUCUGAGGAGGCUGCCGCCAUCCAGGCGGAGCGGUUCGAGCAGGCAAACGAAUCCUGCAUUUGAGAGAUGAUGGAGGAGCCGCUGUUCCUGCUUGGAAGCUGUAUCAGCAGGCUGUAUGUCGGUCACCACUUUCUGUGACUUGGGCUCAUAAGCAAUGCUCUGUUUUGGUUGGCAUGUUGUCUAGGUGUCUUCAGAGUUUCUGAAAUUGUUAUGUGCACUGAUGUUUUGUGCAAUAUGUGUAGCUGCUACCUGUAUGCGCCGUACGUUAAUCGAAGUUUUAUAUUGUCACGGCA
This is a messenger RNA of Phragmites australis (common reed), 944 nucleotides long. RefSeq lists its product as uncharacterized. The record is from RefSeq and is a predicted model, not a curated record. Lineage: Eukaryota; Viridiplantae; Streptophyta; Magnoliopsida; Poales; Poaceae. The transcript has 2 exons. The coding region runs from base 178 to 714 and encodes 178 amino acids.